Messenger RNA from Hyaloscypha bicolor E, 153 nucleotides. RefSeq lists its product as uncharacterized. The transcript has a single exon. The record is from RefSeq and is a predicted model, not a curated record. The annotation marks the transcript as partial. Lineage: Eukaryota; Fungi; Ascomycota; Leotiomycetes; Helotiales; Hyaloscyphaceae.
CUGGUAUACCUUAUCCAAGUUUUUAAUCCUGCUACUCGUACGAAAGCAGGAUAUAGAAGGAGGCUUUUGAUUAUGGAUAGAUACUCUAGCCAUAUUAAUAUAGAGUUUAUUCGGACAUAUAAUUGGCUUAAAAUUCUACUUCUUAUUUUACCC